UGGAUCAACCUGUAUGGCUCUGCCAGAAACUUUUCAUUGGGUGAUGACACAGGGGAGCUUAAUGAGGGCAUCGGAGAGGGUGUGUCCUACAGGGGGCGGGUCUACAUGGAGCUAGCAGUGGAGAUCCUUUCAGGAGGGGCAGGUUCAGAGUCCAAACUCAGGCGAAUGGUGAAGCCUCUAAGGGACGCCAAAGCAGGAAAGGCUGGAGGGAAGGAUGGUAAGACUCCUGCAGGAGGAGGAGCGGGAGGAGCAGCAGGAGGAGCUGGUGACGAUGACAAAGGAAAAGCUGUAGCAGCAGAGGUCCUGCCUGUAGAAUCUCCUCCUGUGCUGAACGCAGACGACAAGGAGAGUUUCCUGCUGUUUGGGGCAGUGUUUGAAGCCACCAUGAUUGACAGGAAGAUUGGAGACCGGCCCAUCAGCUUCGAGUUCUCUCUGGGUCACUAUGGUAAUGUCUUGGAGCCUACAGGGCAGCCCAGCCUCAGCAGCACCAGUCCUGCUCUCAGUCGAAGGAGAAAGGCGCUGGACAUCCCAGACAGCAGUGACACUUUUAGUACCUCUCCACUCAGCUCCCCCUCCUCCCCUUCCUCCCCCCUCCUACCCAGAGACCCUCAGGACAUCAUCAGGACCUCCAAGUCCACCACACCUCCAGAAAAACCGUUUAUCGUUGAAGGAAACAGGCACUACACGUAUCUGCCCCUGGAGAAACAGAAGCCAUGCAUUAAUGUGCUGAGUUACUGGGAGGACAGAACCUAUCGGCUCUACAACUCCAACAUGCUGGAGAAUAUAGCUGUGCUGUUUGAGGAGGGUGUGGCCAGUGCAGCUGAGCUUCACAAAAAGCAAGAUCCAGGGGCGGAGCACCUGCUCAAAACCGUUCUCAAAGAGCUCUGUAUGGACGCCAGGAGUUUCAUAGCAGCAGCAGAGGCCAAGUUGAAGGCGGAGCUAAAGUCCACUUACCUGACACAGCUGGACAAGAAACGCCUCACAAUGUGUAAACAGGAACUGGAGAUUAUGAUAGGAGAGGCACAGUCUGUGGCAGAGAGGAAGAGGAAUACUGGUGGCAUGAAAGAAAUGCUGCAGGAUACAACAAAACUCAUACAAAAACUACGCUUCCUUGUGGUGGAGCCCCAACACACAGUCCCAGACAUAUUUGUGUGGUUGCUAAGCAACAACAAGCGUGUUGCGUAUGCUCGGGUUCGAGCCAGAGACGUGCUGUUCUCCAGCAACCAGGAGGCCAAAGGAAUCCACUGUGGCAAGAUAAUAACACUUUUCAUGAAGCCUCCAGGGAAGCGUGUUGCAGGCUUGUCAGUCCAAGCGAAGCUGGAUGUGUAUCUGUGGUUUGGAACCUGUUCAGAAUCCACUCACAUGCUGGACAACCUGCCUGCAGGCUUCACUCCAGCCACAGGAGGCGCUGAUGCCAACUGCCCUCCCACACACCUGAUCUGCACAGAGCAGCAUCAGUUCCAGUUGAGGUGCCACAUGUAUCAGGCUCGUGGUCUGAUUGCUGCCGACAACUCCGGUCUGUCUGACCCAUUCGCCCGAGUCACCUAUCUGUCACACAGCCAGACUACCAAUGUGAUCAGUCAGACUCUCAGUCCUACAUGGAAUCAAUGUUUGCCAAUGAACCGCCUCCUGCUGAGCGGAGAGCUGCAGUACAUCCAGCAGGAACCACCUUGCAUCCAAAUAGAGGUGUACGACGACGACGCACUGGGUAAGGCAGAGUAUCUGGGGGCCACAGUGGCGGUGCCAGAGGUGCAGCUGGCGUCUGACACCUACACACCUCCAACACUGAAGUACAGCCCACUGCACUGUGGCAGCCAGUCAGGAGGAGAACUGCUGGCUGCCUUUGAACUGGUGCAGAUUCCAAUGUCUGGAGAGCAGAUGAUGCCGGCGUUACAGGAGCAAGAAGGAGGCGUCUACACGGUUCCUGCCAACAUCAGGCCUGUUCUCAGCACCUUCAGACUAGAGGUGUUAUUCUGGGGUCUGAGGGAGCUGAAGAAGGUUCAGCUACUGUCUGUUGAUCGCCCACAGGUCUUCAUAGAGUGUGCAGGGAAAACGUUGCGUUCUUCCGUCAUUCAGAAGUAUAAGUCCAACCCAAACUUCACCACGCUGGUUGAUUCCAUUGAGCUGGAGUUACCGGAGAAUGAACACCUCCACCCUCCUCUCAGUAUCACUGUUGUCGAUUGGCGGGCCUUUGGUCGCAGCACGUUGGUUGGAAACCACAUCAUCAACAACCUCAAGGCCUUCAAAUACAUUCCACCCCCAGCCCCGCCUGCACCCAUACAGACACACACACCACCCAAAGUCACAUACAGCCUUGAACCUGCCCUGACACCAGAGCCACAAGGACCUGAGGGACUGUCUCAGCCUGCUGGAGAGAGCAGUUCCACCGGAGCAGCAGCAAAUCAGGAUUUCCUGAUCACUGUGGAGGAAGAAGCCCCUCCUCCAGCCCCGCCUACCCAAAAGCCUCGACCUGCGAAGAAAAAGGACAGCAGCACAAAGAGCACUCGUGGUCGUUCCACCAAGCGGAGGAAACGUACCAUCGCUGACGAAUCAGCAGAGAGUGUCAUCGAUUGGUGGUCCAAAUACUACGCAUCUGUAGAGAAACAGGCCAAGCAGAGGGAGGGCUCUCCAUUCCCCCAUGUGUUCGAAAGAGCUCUGUCGUUCCACACCAUGCUCAGCGAUGGAAUAGACUCCUUGGUCAGUAGCCAGUCGGAUGGAGACAAGAAGAGGAAACUGAAAUUAAAAGCAACACCGGAGCCAAGUCUGCCUACUAAACUAGCCACACUGCGGCUGUACAACAAAGAGCUGGAGGCAGAGUUUGGGGCUUUUGACGACUGGGUGAAUACAUAUGAGUUGUUCAGAGGAAAAGCCAAUGAGGAAGAGGGGGUGACACAGGAGAGGUUCGUUGGCAAAUUCAAGGGGCGUUUCUGCCUGUAUAAGCUGACUGAUGACGAGGCAGAGGACUGGGAAGAAGCCGAGAACACUGGGUGCUUCAGGGUCAACAGAGGAAUCCCACCUAAUGGCCCGGUCCAAGUCCUCAUUCGGGUUUACAUCGUCUCUGCGUCUAACCUUCACCCAGCUGACCAGGAUGGGAAGGCAGACCCUUACAUCGUUGUUCGGCUUGGCAAGAAUGAAAUCAAAGACAGAGACAACUACAUCCCUAAACAGCUAAACCCUGUGUUUGGAAGGUCUUUUGAGAUGCAGGCGACAUUUCCUCAGGAGUCUCUGCUGUCUGUGUUAAUCUAUGACUAUGACAUGGUGGGAGGGGACGACCUGAUAGGAGAGACUCGCAUUGACCUGGAGAACAGAUUCUACAGCCGACACAGAGCCACUUGUGGACUCCCUUCUGAGUACAGUCUUGAGGGUUAUAAUGCCUGGAGAGACUGUCUGAAGCCAUCAGAGCUGCUGUCUAAGCUGUGCAGAGAAAACGGUCUAGAUGGUCCUCAUUUCAGACCAGGACGCAUCACUUUGGCUGACAAAGUCUUCGCUGGCAAGACGCUCUUCAUGCAUGAAGAUGAGCCGGUGGAGUGCUAUGAGCACUUGUCUCUGAAGGUCCUGCAUCGCUGGGCAGAGAUCCCAGCUGUGGGAUGCAAACUGGUACCAGAACACAUCGAGACCAGAACUCUGUUCCACAAGGCCCGGCCUGGGAUGGACCAGGGUCAGGUCCAGAUGUGGGUAGAUAUCUUUCCCAUGGACUUGCCUCAUCCUAGACCUCCAGUGGACAUUUCACCUCGAAAACCCAAAGGGUAUGAGCUGCGAAUCAUCAUCUGGAACACGGAGGAUGUGAUUCUAGAGGACAGUAACUUCCUGACCGGUCAACAGUCCAGUGAUAUCUACGUCAAGGGCUGGCUGAAAGGUUUAGAGGAUGACCGACAGGAGACUGACGUCCACUACAACUCUCUGACUGGAGAGGGAAACUUCAACUGGCGCUUUGUCUUCCCCUUCAACUACCUGCCUGCUGAGAAGGUGGUAGUGGUGAAAAAGAGAGAGAGCAUUUUCUCUUUGGAUAAAACGGAACAGAAGCUUCCUGCCAUCCUCAUUCUGCAGGUCUGGGACUUUGAGACGCUCUCCUCUGACGACUUCCUAGGAACGGUGGAGUUAGACCUCCACGGUUUCCCUCGGGGAGCAAAAACGGCCAAGUCGUGUAAGGCGGACAUGUUGACAGACGGGACAGAGAGAAUCUCCAUCUUCCAGCAGAAGAGAGCAAGAGGCUGGUGGCCCUUCAGCAAGUCUGGAGAGCUGACUGGGAAAGUGGAGGCGGAGUUCCAUCUUGUGAUAGCUGAAGAAGCAGAAAAAAAUCCUGUUGGUCGAGCCCGCAAAGAGCCGGAGCCACUGCCAAAACCAAAUCGUCCAGACACCUCCUUCUCAUGGUUCGUCAACCCAUUCAAGUGUUUCUUCCAUCUGGUGUGGCGAAGCUACAAGAAGUACAUCAUCAUCGCCCUGGUCCUGCUCAUCACGGUGUUGUUCCUCGCCUUGCUGUUCUACACACUGCCAGGAGCAAUCUCUCAGAAGAUAAUCAAUGGAUAACACACACCUAGGCAAUGUUCACACUAUUAAUCUACACAUCUGUUGAAAAUAUGAAUGACUUUAAGAUUAUGUAAUCCCCUCCUUAAAGAACCAUUGUUAAAAAGUUUCAUGCAACGCUUCUUUUAGCUGAAUUUAUUAUAACUGAAUAGUUUCAGGCUUCUCAUUUUUAUCUGGUAAAUGUCCACAGAUGUUCUUGUUCUUGUUAGAAGUCUUGACAUGUUCCUAGUAAAAAACUUUUAUGAUACCUCUCAAAUGAUGUCUCUAUGUGUCCUAAUAAGGCCCAAGCAGAGGAGUUUAUCUUGUACACAUUUCAGCUCCACAACUAAGUGCACUGCCACACACUGGAAGACCCUGAUGUCCAAUAAUGAAAAGAGACACAUAAACAUUAGAAAAUGUAAUGAUCAGUUGUCCCUGUGGCACAUUUAAUCCAUGUUCAACAUGUAUGGGGGAGGUACUCUACAGUAUAUACUCAUUUCACCACCCAAAGACAAACACAAAUAAUGUAUACAUUUACUUUCUGUAUACAGGAGAAUUAGUUGAUACACAAUUGUCUUUGAGUGUUGUUGAAGUGUUUUUAUUUGAAUAUUUGAAUGCAUUACAAUUUGUAUAAGAGUUUACAGAGCCUGUUUAGGUCAACUGAUACUAAUGUUAAGUGUAACUGAUGUAAAUUGAGGAUAAAAAAUGUAUUAUGAGCAGGUAA
Messenger RNA from Thunnus maccoyii (southern bluefin tuna), 5227 nucleotides. RefSeq names its product fer-1 like family member 6 (gene fer1l6). Lineage: Eukaryota; Metazoa; Chordata; Actinopteri; Scombriformes; Scombridae. Gene Ontology annotation, cellular component: membrane. The transcript has 35 exons. The record is from RefSeq and is a predicted model, not a curated record. Gene Ontology annotation, biological process: plasma membrane organization. Bases 106 to 4527 code for a protein of 1473 amino acids.